UACGUUAGUCAAACCUGAACAAGAGUUUCCCAGCAUCCAAGAAAGAGAUGGAAAAAAAGCUGAUAUAUACCGUUUCGGUGCUCUUAUGUUUUCUCUACUAAAUGGAGUCAUUGCUUCUGGAGAUAAAAUCGAUCCAACAGUGAUCACUCAGCCUGAUCUCCAGGAUUUUUUAUUAAAGUGCCUUACUAAUGACAAACGAAAGCGAUGGUCCGCUGAACAAUUAUUACAGCACACCUUCAUUAAAGCACCUUUAGUUCGUGCUCUCUCGCCACCGAAAGUACCACGCAGAGAUGAACAGAAAAACCACGAACCCGAAGAAACAGACACGGACAUUCGGCAAUACCUACCGCCUUUGGGUGGCCACUCAAGAAUUACAAAUGAAUUCGAAGUUCUCGAAUGGCUCGGCAAAGGUGCCUCUGGCGAUGUCCUUAAAGUAAAAAAUAAAUUGGAUGGUAGAAUUUACGCUAUUAAAAGAAUAGAACUUAACCCAAAGAACGAGCAACAGGAUUGGAAAAUUAUAAGGGAAGUCAAAUCACUGUCAUGCAUGACUCAUAAAAAUGUAGUGCGAUAUUAUAAUUCCUGGAUCGAAAACGCUACAGAUGAUAUGGAAAAUCUGCCAGAUAGCGGUGAGGACAACAGCGAUGUAUCCAUGGUUACCGACAAUGUCAAAGAUAUUGCAUGUGGAACCGUUGCCUCCAACAGUAUAGAAUUUGUAAAAGAUUCAAAGUGCCAAGAAACUGUGUCAAGUGUAAAAGAAGAUGAGACUGGGGAUACGUAUUCAUCUAAGGCAACAGUAAGAGAGAUACAAUUCAUGUACAUUCAAAUGGAAUUCUGUGAAAAGAGCACUCUACGUACAGCGAUUGAUGCAGGCCUUUACAAAAAUCAAAAAAGAGUGUGGAGAUUAUUCGAAGAAAUAGUUGAAGGUUUAGCACAUAUUCAUCGACGGGGAAUAAUACAUAGAGACUUGAAACCAGUAAACAUAUUUUUAGACAGUAACGAUCAUGUAAAAAUUGGAGAUUUUGGCCUGGCUAGAAAUAUAUUGUCUUCAUUUGUGCCAACUAUGGCAACCGAUAAAGAACCUCAAGUUUCCAAGAAAGGGAUCAGCUUUAGCACAGAAGACAUAGGUUCUCUAACAGAGCAAGUAGGCACAGCACUUUAUGUAGCUCCUGAGCUAAUGACGAAAGCCCCAUAUGAUCAAAAAGUUGAUAUUUAUAGUCUUGGAAUAAUACUAUUCGAAAUGUGUUACAAACCACCAGCAACAGGAAUGGAGCGCAUCAAGGUUUUACAUAAUUUACGGUUAAAAGAAAUCAUAAUUCCAACAGAAAUGCUACAGGCAGACAUGCCACUACAAAUCCAUAUCUUACGGAGGCUAUUGAAUCACGAUCCCAAUCAACGACCCAAGGCUCAAGAAAUUCGUAGUCUUCGAGCCAAAGCGCUUUCAUUCGGCCAAAUGGUGGGCAAAAAUUACUUUAAAAAAACGAAGGGGAAAUAAAAAAUAUAUAUAUUAUGUCAAUUAAACGUGCUUUGCAUGGUGAUAACAAAAGAACGAAGGUAAGUAAUUUUAAACAAAAAUCGCCUACGUGGCGUGGCAAUGGAGGUCAGGAAUACCAAUCUAUUACAGAAAAAAAACAAAUUAUCCCAACAGGCUAUAAACUCAUUUUUUUCAGAUUUUUCAAUAUAUGCCCGGUAUAAAAACAAGGCAUUUGUUUAAAACGACAAAAAAAAGAUGGUUUAAAGAAACUUUUUUUUGUUCUGAAAUAAUUUUGACUUGAUACUUCUAUGUCUUCACUGUAAGCAUGUAAAAGAUUUUUUACAGGUUUCGGCGCUUUGGAAACGUUCUACUUCCGGACGCUUCUAAACACCACAAUACUACUACAAAUAUGUGUAUAAUGUAUAUUGAUAUGUGUUAUAUCGAUUAUGUAUAUUAUAUGUAAUAUAAAUUUUCUAUUUUAAUAUUUA
Hylaeus volcanicus is the source of this 1959-nucleotide messenger RNA. Its product is annotated as eIF-2-alpha kinase GCN2-like. Gene Ontology annotation, cellular component: cytosol. The record is from RefSeq and is a predicted model, not a curated record. The transcript has 5 exons. Gene Ontology annotation, biological process: protein phosphorylation. Bases 86 to 1492 code for a protein of 468 amino acids. Gene Ontology annotation, molecular function: ATP binding; eukaryotic translation initiation factor 2alpha kinase activity. NCBI's taxonomy places the organism in Eukaryota, Metazoa, Arthropoda, Insecta, Hymenoptera, Colletidae.